This is a messenger RNA of Cuculus canorus (common cuckoo), 5028 nucleotides long. Its product is annotated as PH and SEC7 domain-containing protein 4-like. Gene Ontology annotation, cellular component: ruffle membrane. Gene Ontology annotation, biological process: regulation of ARF protein signal transduction. The transcript is spliced from 14 exons. Lineage: Eukaryota; Metazoa; Chordata; Aves; Cuculiformes; Cuculidae. Gene Ontology annotation, molecular function: guanyl-nucleotide exchange factor activity. The record is from RefSeq and is a predicted model, not a curated record. The coding region runs from base 243 to 4745 and encodes 1500 amino acids.
CCUGCCCCAGCAGGGCCGGAAGCCAGUGGUGGCUGUGGUGACGCGGGUGACGUGGGGCCCGUGACACGGAGCCCUGGGGUGACGCCGGGCGCAGGACCGGGUGUGGGUGCUGGGGGGGUGCUCAGUUCCGCCCCUGCUGCAGGCUGACCCCGCCAUGGAGCCGAGCGCCGCGACACCACGAUGGAUGCGGGACAGGUGCUUGCCCGCCGUGGGUGGGCAGCUGUAGUGGUGGCCACCGCACCAUGGAGCCAGUGGCCACCACCACCACCAGCCCCACCACCACGGGGGUCCUGGCGGCGCAGGAUGCCAUCGUCUUCUCAGGAGCUGGGGACAAAGGGGUGACCUCCAUGGCACCCACCACGGCACCUACCGUGGCACCCACUGUGGCACCCACUGUGGCGCCCACCGGCACCGACGUCUUCUGGGCCAGCCUGGUGCAAGCCCAGCUCUGUGUCUGGGAGCUGCAAGGUGCCAUUGACGGGCAGCUGGAUGGUGCUGACCACCACCAAGCACCCCAGGACAGCUGGUACCACAGCCAUGGCACUGCGGCCACCACACAGAGCAUCGAGGAGAGCAUCUCGCACCAGCACCGUGGUCCUGGGUCCACAGAGGAGAGCACCUCACACCUUUGUUGUGAUCCUGGGUCCACAGAGGAGAGCGUCUCACACCAGCGUCAUGGUCCUGGAUCCACAGAGGAGAGCACCUCGCACCAGCACCGUGGUCUUGAGUCCACAGAGGAGAGCAUCUUGCACCAGCAACAUGGUCCUGGAUCCACAGAGGAGAGCACUUCGCACCAGCGACAUGGUCCUGGAUCCUCAGAGGAGAGCACCUCGCACCAGCGACAUGGUCCUGGAUCCUCAGAGGAGAGCAUCUUGCACCAGCAAUGUGGUCCUGCAUCCACAGAGGAGAGCAUCUCUUACCUUUGGCAUGGUCCUGAGUCCACAGAGGAGAGCAUCUCACACCAGCAUCAUGGUCCUGGGUCCACAGAGGAGAGCACCUCACACCAGCGACGUGGUCCUGGAUCCACAGAGGAGAGCACCUCGCACCAGCAACGUGGUCCUGGAUCCACAGAGGAGAGCAUCUUGCACCAGCAGUGUGGUCCUGCGUCCACAGAGGAGAGCAUCUCACACCAGCAUCAUGGUCCUGAGUCCACAGAGGAGAGCACCUUGUGCCAGCAACAUGGUCCUGGAUCCACAGAGGAGAGCAUCUCACACCUUUGGCAUGGUCCUGGGUCCACAGAGGAGAGCAUCUUGCCCAAAUUUAUGCCCACAGAUGGGAGCAUCUUGCGUGAGCACCUAGGCCGUGGACCCACGUAUGAGAGCAUCUUCCACAUGUCUAGACGUGGGAGCAUCUCACAAGAGCACUAUGGCCAUGUGCCUACAGAGGGGAACAUGUCACAUGAGCACAUGCCCAAGGUUGGGACCAUCUCACCCAAGUCUACACCCAUGGAUGAGAGCAUCUUCCAUGAGCGCCAAGGCUGUGGAUCCACAAACAAGAACAUCUUCCAUGUAUCUGUGGAUGGGAGCAUCUCACCCAUGUCCAUGACUCUGGCUAAGGACAUCUCACUCGAGUCCAUGCCCAUGGAUGAGAGCAUCUUCUAUGAGCACCAAGGCCAUGGACCUGCACACGAAAGCAUCUUCCAUGUGUCUACAGAUGUCUUACAUGAGCACAAGCCAAUGGAUAGGACCAUCUCAUCCAAGUCCGUGCCUGUGAAUCUGAAGGUCUUGCAUGAGCACCAAGGCCAUGAAUCCACAUAUGAGAACAUCUCACACAUGUCCAUGGCUGAUAGCAUCUCACAUGAGCACCAUGGCCACUUGCCUACAGAUGGGAGCAUCUCCCCCAUGUCCAUGCCUGUGGAAGAGACCAUCUUGAAAGACCAAGUACUGAUAGAUGGGACCAUAUUGCCCAAGUCUAUGCCCAUGGAAGGGACCAUCUCACAGGAGCACGUGCCUGUGGAUAGGAGCAUCAUGCUCAAGGCCAUGCCCAUGGAUAGGAGCAUCUCACCCAUGAUCAUGCCCACAGAUGGGACCAUCUCGCCCAAGUUUAUGCCCAUGAAAAGGAGCAUCUCGCCCAAGUUCAUAUGCAUGGAUGACAGCAUUUCACCCAAGUUUGUGCCCACAGAUGAGCCCAUCUCACAGGAGCAUGUGCCCAUGGAUAGGUGCAUCUUGCCCAAGGUGAUGCCCAUGGAUGGGAACAUCUCACCCAGUUUCGUGCCCAUGCAUGAGGGCAUCUCACCCAAGGCCAUGCCCAUCGAUGGGAACAUUUCACCCAAGGCCAUGCCCGUGGAUGAGGGCAUCUCACCCAAGGCCAUGCCCACGGAUGGGAACAUCUCACCCAAGGCCGUGCCCACGGAUGGGAAUGUCUCGCAGGAACAUGUGACCAUGGAUAGGAACACCUUGCCCAAGGCCUUGCUUACAGAUGGGAAUGUCUCACCCAGGUUCAUACCCAUGGAUGAGGGCAUCUCACCCAAGGCCAUGCCCACAGAUGGGAACAUUUCACCCAAGGCCAUGCCCAUGGAUGAGGGCAUCUCACCCAAGGCCAUGCCCACAGAUGGGAACAUCUCGCAGGAACAUGUGACCAUGGAUAGGAGCACCUUGCCCAAGGCCAUGCUUACAGAUGGGAACACCUCACCCAGGUUCAUACCCAUGGAUGAGGGCACCUCAGGCAAGGCCGUGCCUGUGGAUGGGAGCAUCUCACCCAAAGCAAUGCCCACGGAUGGGAACAUCUCGUCCCAGUCCAUGCCCAUGGAUGAGAACAUCUCACCCAAGUUCAUGCCCAUGGAUGAGGGCAUCUUGCCCAGAUCCAAGCCCAUGGAUGGACCACCCUCACCUGACCUCCAGCCUCCCGAGAGCAGGGAAGAGGACGAGGAUGAUGAUGAUGAAGAUGAAGAUGCGGAUGGCUGCUCCUCCCGUGAGGAAGAUGCUGAGGAAGACGAGGACCUGGAGGAGGAGGAGCCCCACUUCCACACCAACCCCCUCUUCCAGAGCCGGGUGCUGGCGCCCAUGGGUGCCCACUGGGUGCCCCUUUACCGGCUCCAUGGUGCCAUGGGGCAGGGGUGUCCCCCUUCCAGCUGCUCCCCCCCAGAUCUUGGGUGCCUCCCGGCCGGAGGGGACCACGCGCCCCCGGGGGGAGACGUGGCGCAGGGACCCCCCCAGUCGCCCCCCACCGUGGAGGACCAGCCCCCCAAGAUGGGCGAGGAGCCCCCGCUGGAGCCCCCCAACAGCGCCCAGGGAUGCCAGCCAGAGGGGUCCACGGUGCCAUUGGUGCUGGCAAAUGGGGGACAGAGACAACGGGGGGAGGCGCAGCGCUUGGCUGCUCGCCUUUUCCACCUUGACGGCUUCAAAAAGUCCCAGGUGGCUGCAUUCCUCCGCAAGAACAAUGAUUUCAGUGCAAUGGUGGCCCAGGAGUACCUGGACUUCUUCCAGUUUGGGGGCCAAACGCUGGACCAGGCGCUCAGGUCCUUCCUGCAGGCGCUGGUGCUGACGGGUGAGACGCAGGAGCGCGAGCGCAUUCUCAGCCACUUCUCUCGCCGCUACCAUUGCUGCAACCCCGGUGCCUUCCCCUCCCCAGACGCUGCGCACACCCUGACGUGUGCCAUCAUGCUGCUGAACACUGACCUCCAUGGACAGCACCUUGGUCGUGCCAUGACCAGCAUGGAAUUCAUCACCAACCUGAGCGGGAUGAUGGACGGGCAGGACUUCCCCAAGGAGCAGCUUAAGGCUCUCUACAGCUCCAUCCGCAAUGAGAAGCUGGCGUGGGCAGCGGAUGAUGAGGAGGAGGAGGAAGAAGCGGCUGCGGGGGGCAGUUUGGCCCCCCUUGGCCGUAAGAAGAGCAAUCCCUUCCUGGAGCUGCCGGGGGUAACCCGGGCUGUCACCUAUCGCAGGGGCUGGCUGGCCAGGAAGGUGCUGGCUGAGGCUGACGGCAAAAAAACACCGUGGGGCAGACGGGGCUGGAAGCCCUUCCAGGCAGUGCUGAAGGGGACACUCCUCUUCUUCCUCAAACCCGGGGGGCGUGCAGGGGGCACUCGCCGCCCCUCUGAGCCGGGGCCCUUCCCGGCCCCCCAGGAGGAAGGAGGCACCGAGGCCGAGGAGCCCUUGGGCGUCCACCAUGCCUUGGCCGAGCGCGCCAGCAAAUACACCAAGCGCCCCAACGUCUUCCGCUUGCAGACGGCCGACUGGCGCGUCUUCCUCUUCCAAGCCCCGACCUCAGAGGAGAUGUUGUCCUGGAUCUCCCGCGUCAACUUGGUGGCUGCUCUCUUCUCCUCACCUGCCUUUCCUGCUGCUGUCGGGUCCCAACGCCGCUUCGUCCGCCCUAUCCUCCCUGCUGCCCCCAGUCGCAGCCCCCCGGAGGAGCAGCUCCGCUCCCAUGAGGCAUGGAUGGAGCGGGUGGCUGAGGAGCUCUUUGAGCAUCAACGCAACCUCCCCAACAAGCGAGGACGAGCCCGUGACCUGGACGAAUACCGCUUGAAGAAGGAGUAUCUCCUCUACGAGAGACGUCGCUACGAGACCUACGUGCAGGUGCUGGAGACGUGGAUCAACACCGGUGCCCGGGAUUUGGAGGGGUGGGAAGCCCAAGCUGGGCCAGUGGUGGCCCCCACAGACCCCCCCACUUUGACCAAAGCCCACUCCAGCCCCUCGCUUGUCCCCGAGCCCCCCAUUGCCCCCACCAUCCGUGUCAAGAGGAACAUCUCCGAGCGCCGGACGGUGAGGAAGAUCGUCCCCAAACGCAACAAAAACCUGCUGUGAUGGACACAGGGGAGAGGAUAUGGGGACAUUUGGGGGGGCCAUCACCCCCCACACCCUGGUACGAGGUUCCUUCGGGCACCGCCAGUAUUGAGCCAACCUGGGGGGGUGGAACUUGGGAUUAAGGAUGGGGGAAACUCAGGGAGACACCCCCCACUCUAAAAAAAAAAGGGAUGGGGUGGAAAUUGGGGGCCGCAGCCCCCUUGCAGCCCCCCCCCGAGCAUUGCCACUGCGCCCCCUCCCCGCGCCCGCUGCCUGCUGCUCUCUAUGUGCAAUAAAGGUGUGU